Messenger RNA from Lagopus muta (rock ptarmigan), 4445 nucleotides. It is a transcript of the gene GAB2, whose product is annotated as GRB2 associated binding protein 2. The record is from RefSeq and is a predicted model, not a curated record. NCBI's taxonomy places the organism in Eukaryota, Metazoa, Chordata, Aves, Galliformes, Phasianidae. The coding region runs from base 154 to 2199 and encodes 681 amino acids. The transcript is spliced from 10 exons.
CUCUCCCUCCCUCCUUCCCUCCUUCCCUCCUUCCCCUGCUCCGGCCCUGCCCGCUCCCUCCCGGCUCCCUCCUCCCCGGGCCGGCGCUGCGGGCGCUGAGCGCCCCGGGAGGCAGUGCUCGGUUCUCGGUUCUCCUCUGCCGGUUCCAUCAAAAUGAGCGGAGGAGGAGAGGUUGUGUGUUCGGGCUGGCUCCGAAAGUCGCCGCCGGAGAAGAAGUUGAGGCGAUACGCAUGGAAGAAGCGCUGGUUCGUCCUGCGCAGUGGUCGGAUGAGCGGCGACCCCGACGUCCUGGAGUACUACAAAAAUGACCACUCCAAGAAACCCUUGCGUGUGAUCAACCUCAAUUUCUGCGAGCAAGUGGACGCGGGACUGACCUUCAACAAGAAGGAGCUGCAAGACAGCUACAUCUUCGACAUCAAGACCAGCGACAGGACCUUCUACCUGGUGGCCGAGACUGAGGACGACAUGAACAAGUGGGUUCGCAGCAUCUGUCAGAUCUGUGGCUUCAACCAGUCCGAGGAGAACUCAGAUGCCCUGCGGAGCAUCGUCUCCAUGAACCAUGCACCACGGUCCUCGCCGGCAGAGCUCAGUGGUGCCAACCACCACCUGCUGCGUGAGCGCAAGUCCUCCGCGCCUUCUCACUCCAGCCAGCCCACCCUCUUCACCUUCGACUCCCCCGCCGGCCACCUCCAGAGCACCCUCUCUGCCAGUGCCCCCCAGGAUUACCUUUUCCUCCACCAGUGUAUGAGCAGAAAGUCGGAAAACGCAAGGAGCGCCAGCUUCUCCCAAGCCACGAGGUCCUCCUUUUUCAUGCGCAGUGACACGGCUGUCCAGAAGCUCUCACAAGGCAACGGGCACUGCGUGAAUGGAGUGGGUGGGCAGCUCCAUGGCUUUUACAGCCUGCCAAAACCCAGCCGACACAACUCAGAGUUCAGGGACAGCGCGUACGACCUCCCACGCUCUUUCGGUUCCUACACACACCCCAAGUUGAGCCUCACCAGUUCCGAAACGGAUAACGAGGAAGUCUACACCUACAAGACUCCCAGCAAUGCCUUAUGCAAGGAAUUUGGAGAGCUCUCCACGGACUCCUACGAUAUUCCCACCACCCCGCUCUCCGUCUACCAGAUCCCCAGGACAUUUACACUAGACAAGAACCACAAUGCUCUGGCCGUGGCCGCCAGCGACUCACCCACCAUGCCACCCCCGCGGCCUCCGAAACCUGGGCAGAUGGAGCCACGAUGGGGCAGCCCACCCCAGCGACCCCAACCCAGUGAAAGCUUAGGGUUGGCCCCCAUGGCAGCCACCAUUCCCCGGAGAAACACACUGCCAGCAGUGGAGAACAGCAGGCUGCACCGAGCUUCUUCUUGUGAGACGUACGACUACCCCCAGCACGGGGGCAGCAGCGCCGUGCAGUCGGUGGAGUCCAUGAAUGAUGGGUACAACUCCUACCUGCAGGCCAAGGCUGUGGUGGCCCGUUCCCACAGUGCCGACUCCGAGGACAACUACGUCCCCAUGAACCCCGGUUCCUCGCCCCUGAUCCACACUGAGAAAGCCAACGACAACGCCCAAAAUCUCUACAUCCCCAUGAGCCCUGGGCCGCAUCACUUCGACCUGGUGGGAUUGUCCUCAGCCACCCUCCCCAUGCAUAAAGGAGGGGCCAUGGCCCAGUGCCACAGGAGGCUGAGUGAAAUCCAGCCCCCACCAGUCAACCGCAACCUCAAACCCGACCGGAAAGCAAAGCCAUCACCACUGGACCUGAGGAACAACACUGUCAUCGAUGAGCUUCCCUUCAAAUCACCAGUGACAAAAUCCUGGUCCAGACCAAGCCAGACCUUCAACGCCGGCUCUUUGCAAUACUGUCGACCUGUCUCCUCCCAGAGCAUCACCAGCACUGACUCAGGAGACAGUGAGGAGAACUACGUGGCAAUGCAAAACCCCAUUUCUGCUUCUCCUGUUCCUAGUGGCACCAACAGCCCAGCGCCUAAAAAGAGUUCGGGUAGUGUGGAUUAUCUGGCCCUGGACUUCCAGCCAAGCUCACCAGGGCCACACAGAAAGCCCUCCACCUCAUCGGUUGCCUCAGAUGAGAAGGUUGACUAUGUGCAAGUGGACAAGGAGAAGACACAGGCGCUGCAGAGCACCAUGCAGGAGUGGACUGAUGUGCGGCAGUCCUCAGAGGCCACCAAGAGCACCAAGCAAUAGUGACAGGGCAGAUACCUAACAGGCAAAUGUCCCAGGGGUUCUUCCAGCUUGGGGCACCACCAGACUUCCAGCUCCAUUUGGACUGGAUUUCUCUAAAACUGCUGUCUGUGGAGGGGAGGGGUUCUUUAUUAUCGUUUUCUUUUAAGACAAAAGAAACUUAAUUGCAGAGGAAGACUUGGCAGAUACUGUUUGCCAGUGAUAAAGGUCAACUAUGUUAGUUGGCUGGGUUUGUGCUUUAGCUGCUGAAUACACCAUCCAGGAACUUUGACGUAGCAAUACCAGGUUCCACCUUACACAUUUGUUGCUUAGAGUUAUUAAAGCCACCUUUUAUAUGCUAAUAUCAUCUUUCCCCUUCUUCUUCCAUACAACGCCCAUAAACCAUACCAUUUAGGUUUGGCAGCAUCUCUUCCAGGACAUCAUUCCCUAGCACCAGAUCUCUCCUCUUUAUGGUUGCCCUCUUCUCUGCCUCCUCUCAAUCCCAAAACUGAGCAAAGACCAUUCCUCAUUGACUUUAUUUUCAUCAUGCCAUCUGUUGUAAAUAGUAAUGUGUCCAAAACCUCUGAUAGUUUUUCUCAUAGUGGGACAGUCUCUGUGUUUCUGGUAGUGAUUUGUAAUUGUGACGAGCUCAAAGAGCUUCCAUACUGCCUUGUUGAGCUGGCUUUGCAGUCCAGGACUUGCCCCACCAUGCAUACAUACACCAGCAUGUGUUCACAGACAUUUGCGUGCACGCAGGAACACCCGGGUGUGAUGGAGUGUCUUUUGUGGUUGACUCUCAAAGUCAGUGGGUUGGAGAGGUUGGCUUUGGAUGGCAGAAUGUCAGUCUUUCUGAAGCCAAUUGCCUGUGAAUCUGGCCCUAGAAACCAAAAUCGACCUUUUGUGGCACGAAAAUAAGCCCAGUGAAGAUGAGUCCCCAUCAUGAGAAGCUCUGUAUGAGGCAUCCAGAAAGGCUAUGGGAUCCCUGUGUACCUGGGCUGAUGUGAAGUUGAAUGAUAAGUGGGAGGCAGGAGAAGAUGUAGGGAACAGGAGAAGGCAGGUGCUGUACCUCAGAGGUCAGACUUGGGUGAAGUGCCCCUGUGGGCUGUAACUUGGGGGAAAGGAGUGGAAUAACUGAAAUGUUGGUCAGUGGUGAGGCCUUAGGCUUGGAAAGAUGCUGAUCAGAAGAAGCAGGACAGGGUGUUUCAGUAUUGAAUUUAUCACAGCAUACAGCUGGUUCAUGCUGGAAACAAAGGGUUGGUCUAAAUAUUUUUCUCCAUCUUUGGUGAUACCUCUUUGAUACAAACAGGACUUUGUGAUGGUAAUGAUCCCAGGCUCUGAUAGUGGAUGGGAAGCUGCUGUUCCACUGCCUGCAUCUUUGACACAUCCAGGCUUUGGGAUUGCUCCCCAAGCAGCUGCCGCACACAGAGAGUAGAGAAGGAAGAGGCAGCUUAUUGCAAAGAUAAUAACUCAUGAUCUCAUGAAAACAGGAAGAACUAAUGAUUGCCAUGGAGCUGCCUGAUUGCCAGACAGCAAGCACUGACACAGAUAAACAGACCGACUGCAAAUGGAGAGCUAAACAAAAGGCACAUUAGAAGGAUUAGGUAAUAGCAUUUGCUAAACAGCUUGAGUUAUUCUUUCUUCAAGAUGAACCCCUCCCAGCAGCAGGGGCUCUACUUCCCACAACCACCACCAAGAAAAGCAAUCAUUUCUAUUAAUUACUGAUGCUUAAGUAUUAACACAUUUGUUUAAUCUCAGCCUGAGUUUGGAAAGGUCCAGAUGCAUCUCACAUGGGUAUAGGAUGCCAGACCCUUAAAGGCUAGGCUCUGCCUCGUAAAAUAAGUCUCCAGUUUCCAACACCAGUUGAUAUUUUCCUCUGCCUUGCCAUGAAAUGGGAAGAUAUCAAGGGAAAAGCUCUGAUGACCCUUUUAAGACAUUGCAGUGUUGGGCUUUUACAAGAAUAAUGGAGCAAAUAUCCUCAUGCUUAUGGUAAAAAUAAUGAUCAUCUAGGAGAGAGAUGAGAGAAGUCCCAAAGGGGAAGAUUAACACAGCCAGAUGCUUUGUGAAGACCAGGGCCUGUGCCUCUCAUUGAAGACUUGCACGCUUGCAUGGUGAGAUAAUGAAAUGAAGAGCAGAGUGCAGUGCUUCAUCUUUCUAUAGCCCCUUUCAUCACCACUUCUCAGGGGAGACAAAACAUUGGGUCUGGUCCAGAGCCCACUGAAGUCACUGUAAAGACUCCCAUGGAGCUCAGUGAGCUCAUUAAGAGGAUAUGG